AUGUCCUAUACUACACAAAAUGCUGAACCGGAACAGAGUGAACAACAUCAAGAAAACAAUUGGCAUUUUGGAGUCCCGAACAAUAGUCGGAGUGUUGGUGUGGAACCAGAUGAUCCAAUUGGACAGGUGGGAUUGAACGAAAACGUCGUGAGCUAUAGCAUUCCGGUUGUUUUUGGGAGAAGUGCUUCUGCUUUGCAAACUUUUCGGAUGAUCGUUGAAAGAUCCAUUCGUGACAUUUUCCCUGAUAUCGCUCAACAAAUCCAAGUGCAAACCCGUCUCCGUGAACCUGGGAAUCCUAUCAUCGGCUCGAUUGUCGUUCAUCUACCGGGACAAGAAAAUCCUGUGGUUGACUCCCCGGCUAUAGAACGUGUUAACAUGAUUCAAGAGCAUCUCUCCCAUAUCGAAGCUUUUUUAAGCGUCACUGCUGAGGGUUUCUCCGAUCUGGUUGAUUCCAUUUUGAAUGGCGCUGCAAAGCUUGAUCCAGAAAGUGAAAGAGAACAGCGGAAAACACUCGUCAAUUGGGUUGAGAAAAUGCAAUGCGUUGGAGAGCAAAACGUCGAGAAGAACUGCAACUGGGUUGCAAAUGGGGAGUCGUCUAAUGAAAAUGGUCGAAUGCAACAAUUGGGAACAUCACAAAAUGAAACCGGAAUUCGAAGACAAAACGAGACACAAGGUUUUGAAGGACAGCCACAAUAUCAGAUACGUCAUGGCUUGGCGACAGAUCUUCUGCCAAUGAUUGAGUCCCUUGUUCAGCUGAACACUUUACUUGCUCCACAUUUGAUCCGAAUGUCACGAGUCGUUCGCCACAAUGACAACUUUGAUAUUGGAACUCAAGAGACACUUCUAACAGAUUCACGCGCCAAUUGCUUAACGGUUUAUUUGGAACAACUCCAAAAAACGAUCCACCGUCACUCGCAUGUUCUACAUUUGGUUUCCGAUUUGAAUAUUCAUUUCGAUGAUCCGACCCCUCGUCGCUUAUUUCCACAAUAUUCUCGUUAUCGGGCAGAACCGAGCGCUGAGGGAGAACUUGUCUUCGAUGUCUACUUGGAAAGCGAUGAAAAUUCCACGAAUACGAGUCAAACAUCUGCUUUCAACGCUUUAACAGUUCCAUAUGAAGGUCGACCGGAUCGGCCUUUCCUUUCAUCGAUUGCCAGCCCUUUUGGAACCGGCCCUUAUCGUGAAGGAAUGAUGGUACCAAUAGGAAUGGGGAUUCAAAUUUCAGCUCAGCCUCCAGUUGCUCAUCAAAAUCCAUCGGGAUCAUCUGGAAGCCAAAAUUCAAACACUUCGAUCCCACCGCAAGCCGCACAACCACCUCCCGGGAUCACAAUAAAUCGGACGGGAAAUCCCGGUGGUGGACUGAGCUCACUGAUUAGUUCGGUGAUUCAGAAUGCUAUGACAAGGAAUAUUCCUCGAACGACAAUGAUCAAUGUCGCCGGACCAUUGUCACGGCUUGGCGGGCCCCCCCGCCCGGGUGGCUUGCAACCCACACAACAAGUUCCAUUGAUGGUGCCAACGCCAAAUCAUCAACAUUUACACAAUCACAAUCUUCAUCAUUUCUCCGCACACCAUAUCGGACAUCAUCCGAUGAUGUCUCUCGGUGCUCCCAAUCGACAAAACGGCAACAAUUCAGCACAACAACAGCAAACUCGCAAUUCAACACCAUUACAACCACCCGUUGCUCCUUUACAUAACCAACAAAAUGUCAUCGAUUUUCCACGAGAGGCUCAAUUGCAAAGGAGGCUC
Mesorhabditis belari is the source of this 1743-nucleotide messenger RNA. The record is from the annotation of a GenBank genome assembly. Lineage: Eukaryota; Metazoa; Nematoda; Chromadorea; Rhabditida; Rhabditidae.